UCGUAAAAAAAACAUGACAAAAAUAUACAAUAAUUUUUAACGUCUUGUGAAGGCUUAUUAAGAUUUUUAUUGUAUUUAAAUGGAAAUGUAUUAUAGAACUUAGUUAUUUUACUGUCACGUUGGCAAUUGCAAAAAAGGGCCUCCGCUCGGCUUGUUUAUCUUUUACUACCACCGAUUAUCUAAUAUUUAUUGAUUUCCAUGUGUAAUUAAUGAUUGUAAUCACCGUUUCAUGUAUCCCUAUUUACAUGAAUGACAAAUAAGCCGUAAUCAAAUGUCAUUACGGGUCUAUUUUCCUGAUGUAGCGCUUCGGGAGGGAUACUUUCGACAAAUAUUUCCACUGCUGUGAUCAUAUAAAUUGUGUUCUCCAAGAUGAUGUGGGACGAGCCCAUGUUCGAGGCGGUCUGCCGCCUCUGUGCGGGCUCCGAAGACGUCUGCAUCCCGAUUUUCAGCAAGGAUGGUGAUACUAGGCUCUCAGAGAAGAUCAAAAGAUGUUUACCGAUGAUUUCGGUGUCCCAGGCUGAUGAGAAACCGAAGCAACUAUGUUACCACUGCUUAUCAAAACUCGAGUUGUGCUAUGAAUUAGUUGAAUGCAGCUUGGCCUCUGACUACAAGUUUGACUCAAUAAUCCACUCUCAGAAUGGCAACUUUAUGUGUACGGAUGCAAACCAGAAGCUCAUGAUGCCAGUUUUACAAGAUGAAGAGGAUAAACACAACUCGAUGCAAGCAAUUCCAACUGCCCUGGAGGUGAGUUCGUUAAUCGAGCAGGACAACAUGUGGACACUCAUGAGAGAGGCAGCUGAAGAGCUACACAAUCCUGGCUCUCAAAACUCUCUGGGCCACCAUAGUCCAUCGCCCUUAGACCCAUCGCCACAACAGAAUUUGCAGUCCUCGGUCACUUUGGAGCAGGUGGCUCUGGACCAAAUCCCUUCAGACAGACUCAUAGUUCUGGGAAAAGUGGACGCUAGGGAAGAAGUCAGAAAUAUCGAUCCUUUGGCAAUUAAUAGAAAUUUGCCUGAUGGCUGUACGGAUAUUUUGCUAAUGGUUGAGUUGAAGUACAAAGACUUGCUGAGCGGAGAGGCUAACGGAAAGGUCUCUACCAUCACUUACACAAAUCAAACCUCGGCUGUUUUAAAUCAAUUGAAAGUUAAUCAGGACCAAGAGCCUUUGGUAGACCUUGUGGCAACUGCUCAAAACACUGAUUGUGAGGCCCUCAUGGCUGCUCACCAAGCUCACCCAAUUGACCAAAGCGUUAGUGAGGGCAUCAAGUAUCAGCAGACGUCGCCCAAAACAAAGCCUCAGGAGAAGUUUCCGUGUGAGAUUUGCAAGAAGCUGUUUGUUCGUCGCUCCAAUCUGAAGGUGCACAUGGCUGCUCACUCUGACAUUCGCCCAUUUGCCUGUGACAUCUGUGCCCAGCGCUUUCCCUCACAGUGGGCCGUCACCCUUCACAAACGGCUGCACAGCGGAGACUUCUGCUGCGAAUUUUGUGGCAAGAAGUUUUCGGUCAAGGGCAAGCUAGAGCGGCACCGGCGCAUCCACACAGGUGAAAAGCCGUUUGUCUGUCCUAAGUGCUCAAAAGCGUUUUCGGACAAGCGGAACUUGCAGUCUCACAUGCGGUGCCACACUGACGAACGGCCCUACUCGUGCGACGUGUGCCACAAGGCCUUCCGGGCCAAGUCUCACCUGAUCGACCAUAACCGGGUGCACACAAUCGAAAAGCCCUUCAUCUGCCACAUAUGCGGAAAGAGCUUUAAGUGGAAGCCGACCCUGAACCUGCACCUCAAGUGCCAUGCUGGUGAGGUCUUCACCUGCAACAUCUGCGGCAAGACCUUCUCUCGGAGGGCCGACCUGAAGAAGCACAUUUUGUGCCACACGAUGGACCGGCCCUACAAGUGCGAGGUGUGCGAAAAGAGUUUCAAAGAUCCAAAGACUCUACGCAAACACCGCAAAAACCACACCGACAACUUGCCAGGUGGCAUCUACAAAUGCAUCAAGUGUGACAAGAUCUUCCGCUCUCGCUGGUACUUGCAAAACCAUUUUGCCAGCCACUACAAGAUGCCAUUUCACUGUGAGGUGUGUGGUGAAUAUUUUGAAAGCAAGGGUAACUUUGUGGUCCACCUCAAGUCGCAUGACAUGCAGGAGUUUGCCAUCAAACAGAACAACGCCACAACCUCAAUGGUAAAUCUGUAAUAUUGAUAAUGAUAAUUGUGAAGAGUAUUUUGGCUGUUCAAGUAUAUAAAUAUUAUUGCUGUAUGAUAAUUGAUUGUGAUACAAGUACUACAACAACAAACUGCUGUUAUUAUGAUCGUUUUUUAAUUUUGUGUUCAUUUUUCUGUAGAAUCUCGACUUUCUCAAAAAUGGAUUUUUAGACGAACCAUUUUUUAUUGUGAACUUUGACUAUGAUAAAUGAUGAUCAUGCAUUGUGAAGUAAUAUUAAUUCAUGAAUAAUUAUGUGAUUAGAGCCCAUAUCAGGGAUGUAAUUACCAAAGAUGGUGUCAUUUUCAGCAUGUAACUGUCGCCCAUCUGACAUCAUUUUAAUUUGAUCACAAACAAACGCAUUUCUCUCCGGUUAGAAUUAAUUAUUAAUAGUAAUAUUUGUUGAUAGAAUUCUUUUUGACCUCCUCAUUACUCAUAAGCUUUGGUAGCCAACAAUUGUAAUUUUGUGCUGAUAAUAAUUCAUAAGUCUGCCGGUAUUUUUCCCCACUACGAAUGCAGAAAUUUGCAUUUUCCUUUCGGCCCGCUCCUUUCAAAGAAGUGGGGAUUUUAAAAAGCAAUAAUUGUGUAAAUUUAUUUUUAAGUUGCAACCUUUGAAUCAAAAUGUUCACUUUACAAACACGGGCACUUCAUUGCAGUCAUUUUCAAUUUCCUGACGUAUUCCAGUAACGGGUAUUCAUGUUUCAACAUAAUCGUGAUGGUGAUUGAUGUUUUCAGAGAAAGAAAGUGAAUAAUGCAACAACAACAAAACCUCUCAUAGAUCUGCUGUGUAUAAAAAAAAAUGUUUUUACGAAUGUAGUAGCUGUAAGGUGUUGUACAUUAAUCGAAUAAGUUCAUUGAUUUCUCUCGCCUGAUAGGUUUUCACAACAAUGGUUUCAGCUAACAUCGAUUGCACUUAAAUAGAAGCAUCAGCAACAAAAAUGAGCUAACAUUAGCCCUUACAAGUUAUUAUAGAGAUGUAAUCGAAGCAUUACAAAAUGCAAUAUUUAAGUGUGUCACUCUCACAUAUUAACCCAGCAUUUUACGGACUUAAUUCUCUUUGAUGUGUAUUCAAUUGUGAUGAUGUUCUUACCUAAAUGAAAUUUCUAUAUUAAUAUAUAAAUAUUUAUUAAAAAAAACGCUGGUGUCCCAAACGGACGGCAUUGAUAUAGUAUUAAUACGGAUCGAUUAAUGCUGUUGCUACUACUGAAUGGAAUCCUAAAUUUUCAUUGUGAAUAUAUUUCAGACUGCUUUUCAGUGAUAAAACGACGACUACAACUAAAAAGAGUUUAACGACGUUUGUAUUUUAUUCAGAUUAAAAACAAAAAGAUUGAAAAAUGAAAGCUUAGCUGUGCCAGUAAAUUUAAUGUCGAUAAAAGAAAAUCUUGGAGUAAUGAUAAUUUGCGUAGAGAGACAAUUUUUUAACCCGGCUUGGAGCGUUCUCGCGGCGAAUGGGAAUUUUGUCGCCGCUCAUAUAAUACAUUUUAGUUUUAGUUGCGUAGGAGACUUUACUUUUGACAAAGUCGCUGUUAGAUAGCAUGAUGCAUGCGUCGUAUUUUACUACAAACUAGGCGAUUAAGAUGAUAAUUGCAUUAAAAUGUGACUAGUGAUAUAUGGAGCAUCUUUCAUGCAAGGUGAGACAAAUCGGAGAUAAUCUUAAACCAUGCAUUGAUUGGCAAAUUGUGUACAUCAUGAUGUAAUAAAUUGGACAG
This is a messenger RNA of Neocloeon triangulifer, 3902 nucleotides long. RefSeq names its product zinc finger protein 391-like. Gene Ontology annotation, biological process: regulation of transcription by RNA polymerase II. The record is from RefSeq and is a predicted model, not a curated record. Gene Ontology annotation, cellular component: nucleus. Gene Ontology annotation, molecular function: zinc ion binding; DNA-binding transcription factor activity; RNA polymerase II cis-regulatory region sequence-specific DNA binding. The coding region runs from base 370 to 2187 and encodes 605 amino acids. The transcript has 9 exons. Lineage: Eukaryota; Metazoa; Arthropoda; Insecta; Ephemeroptera; Baetidae.